Molecule: messenger RNA, 1608 nt
Organism: Penicillium bovifimosum
Lineage: Eukaryota; Fungi; Ascomycota; Eurotiomycetes; Eurotiales; Aspergillaceae
Exons: 1
Coding region: 1-1608 (535 amino acids)
Source: RefSeq, a predicted model, not a curated record
AUGACGGACACAACAGCCCAGCCGAACCAGGAUGUGACCUCUCAGAGUUCUAUCUGCGUUAUUCCUGCCAAGGAGAUCACUCCAUGUCGUAAGGAGAAAAUUAAAAGCCAAAGCCUCGUGGCCAUGUACAAGAGGGCAUACCAUGAGGACCAGGAAUCAGAAGGCCGACCACCUACACCCACUCUCUUCGAUCGGAAGUCCCAGGAUCUCCAACGCAAACACCAGCAGACACUGAACAACAAGAUCAAAGUCUUCGAAUACGUGCUCGGUGAUACACCGCAAGUACCAGACAACACAGGCAACACAGAGACGCACACAGAGACGCACACAGAGAGACUGAAAGCAUUCUAUCGAUUCAAAGUUCUAACAUCUCUCCUCUUCUGCGCCCAGUACGUCGACAACAAAGAUGCCGACAGCGCCGAUAGAAAGGUCAAGGACGCCAUGUUCAUCGCUCAGGGUCAGAUGUCCGAAGACGAAAUCCUCAUUGCGAAGUGCGAGUUCUGGCACGGUCGAGUCGAAUUUUUGCGCGGAAACAUGCAGCUUGCACACGCGCAUUUCCUGGCAGCUAAUUGUUGCGCCAUGGAUCCGGAAGAGGGCGUCGAAUGCAUGGAUUUGAGCUUUUAUCUCGAUGUUACCAGGCAUGGCAUUAGUGAGGCUACUCGGAAUGCCAGACUGCUGGCUCAUAACGAGGCCAUCGUGGCCGAGAUACCGUUUGAUAAGACUGCGAACAAUUCCGUCUCGGUUGAGACUAAGCGCAAGCGACCUAUUUGGACUUGGAAGCGUGCCCUUGUGGAAAUGGAUCAGCUGCCUUUGUUGAGGGUUAGAAGGCCUCCGACUCGAGCACCGAGUCAGCUGAGGAUUUCGGAGGAACGUCUGGCGCAGGAAUUGGAGAAGGAACAUGCCAAGGACCAUCAUGUACUUGGGAAGACCCUUGCUGAAGAACUUGGAUUCGGGUCUGAGGAUGAGUUUGAUUCCGACUACGACUCUGAUACAGAGACUAGGGACGACUCUGAAGACGAGGCUUAUUCCGAGGAAGGAUCUGACGAAGGAUAUGUGGGCAGCGCACACGACGCCACGGACGAAGCUGCGCCAGAUCUCCCUGAGGUCGCCGAAAAAAGCCAAGCAGAAGAGACUCCCACGGUUGCAACCCAUGCUGCGUCCAAUGCUGCGAGGAACCCUCCACCCAGUCCUCCGCCCAAUCCUCCGCGGAAAAUCCCAAAUGACCAAGCCAUGUACGAUGAGCCCAGCCCGGACUCAAACCGAGCCCGCUUCAGAAUUCAAUGCUACCAAAUGGGCCUGACAAAGUCGCUUAACGGAAAGUCCUACGUGCGCCCAGAGGAACCAUUCGUCUUCGGAGUUCCUCACGAACCGACACAACAAACCAAGUUCACCGUCGGGGCUUUUAAGGUCGGUCUCGAGAAACGCGCACGUCCAAUGACUAUCUUCCCGAGACAGCCUGGUGAGAUUGUCAUGACGCCUGAGGAGUGGGGGAGUAUUGAGAAGGAAGCGAAGGAGAUGAUCGUUACUUAUGAUUUUCUGCAGUGGGAGCGAAAUGAGUUGUUGAGGGUUGCUGUACGGGGAGGCGUGAGUUGGGGAGAUGCUUACUAG